CUGGACAAUGUACAACUCCCCCACCCCCCGCGAGCGCCUCCCCACUCUUGCAGCGUGUUUAAAUUGCGCGGGGCGGGGAUUUAAUUGAGAGGAGCUUGCGGCCUGGAUGGUCAAUGUCAGAUUCUCUGUGUUGGAAGACCGUGUAGGAGACAGACGGACCAGGGCACACACACACACACAACACACACACACACUUUGCAGAAGUAGCCAGAAAGCUGCAAAUCUCCGCUUCCUCUUCUUGUUUGGAACGUUGCGAUGCUGGGAUUUCCUCUGCUUUCUCCCCCUCCCCCCUCCCCCGUGCUGGCGUUUGCAGCUGCAUACAGGGACGUUACUUUGUCUUUAUUCCAAUAGAAUAGAUCCUGCGAGGGCUUUUUUCCCUUCCCCCGCUUCAUCUCCCCCCCACCCCGCCGUGGUGUGUGUGUGUGGCAUGAGAUCGCUUCUAUCUUCUAACAGAGCGGAAUGUAGCCGGCUGGAAAAUGCAGAACUCAAACUUCUCAUUUUGCACAUGAAGAUUUUCUUUUCCAAAGCGUGGUGCAGCUGUGGAGCCAUUGCUUUGCGCUUUACGAAACCAGGCGGUUCCGACUGUAUCUCUUGGGCCGAGAAGAAAAUGCAACUCUGCACUAAAAAGCACAAGCCCAAUCAGGGAUCGCGAGAAGGUAAUGAAUAAAUGGUUCGGAUCAUAUUUGCCUCAGGAGACUAAAUCGAAGAGCUCCCCUUCUCGCACCCAUCGCAACAAGAAAAACCUUUCUCGCCGACCCCCACCUUCUCUCCACAAACCACGGGGAAAAAGGCAAGCGAGCAGCAGCAAUGGCGUGGAAGAAGGGGGGAAAAAGAGAUUAGAUUUCGCUUCUCUCUCAUCAAUUUUCUGUUUAAUGUCACUGCUCUCCAUUGUGGGAGAGAGAGGCACGUCAUCCGGCCAUAAAUUUGAGAUUAUAGAGCCUCCAGUUCCGUCUUGGUGCCCUAAUUGAAUGGAUUUACUCCACACGGGCAGGUAGGGGGACCUUGGAGCUGGAGCAAAAUACUACCGACUAAAUACUAAAUUCAUAAUAACAGCAACAAGGACUGUGUCGUCGUCGUCGUAAAAACGAAUCCUCAAACGCAGCAGCGGUGGAAAAAACACAUAUAUGGGAUCUUAACCGCGCACAUGCAAAAACCAUCUCCCGUUUCCGCUUUCUAGAGAGAAAGAAAGAGAGCUCCAGGGAAAGAGAGAGAGAGAGAGACUUGGGGGGGGGGAGAAGCUCACCUGUAUUCCAAUGUAGGCGUUUUCCAUCCCUCGACCUGGAUUUGGCUGUUUCCACUGGCCCACUUCCCCCCGCCCCGCAAGUGGGUUUUUUUGUUUCUGUGGUUUGUUAAACAGAACUUUGACCCGGGAAAGCAGCGAUCUAGCAUGAGGCUGGAUCCCCGGUGCCAAGAGAAGCGGAGGAGCCUUGGAGGACGAUUACUAGCCUCGUGCUGAGAGAAGCCCUUCCCUCCUCCCCACGCCCGGUGCCUCUCCCCGAGGGGGAUCCUCGCCGCCUCCAAGCCCACCCCGCUCCUGGCCCCCUUCCUUGCCGGGGCUUCGGUUGCAGGAGCGCUGCCCCGGUAUGGAUGGCCGGGAGUUUGCGCCUCCGCCUCACCUCCUGGCCGAGAGGGGCCACCGCAGCAGCUCCAGCCGCCUCGCUUCCGCCGGGCACAACUCGGUGCAGCACGGAGGACACUUCCAGCCUGGGAAAUACUUCCCCUCGCCCAUCUCCAUGGCUACGCACACAGGGCUCCAAAGGACUGGCAGCAUGGCACCAGAGGAGAGCAGGGGUGUGGCAGGAAGCGGGUUGAUGGGAAACUCACCUGCCUCAUCCUUUAUGGGCAGCUUCCUAAGCAGCAGCUUGGGCUCAGCAGCACCCCCACAUCCUACUGGCCCUGCAUCAUCCCCAUCAGAACCGGCCUUCCGUGGCCCCCACUCCGGCACCUCCCAGAUCUGGUUCUCACACUCCCAUGAAGCUCCAGGUUACCCGAGGUUCUCUGGGAGCUUAGCAUCCACUUUUCUUCCCAUGAGCCACUUGGAUCACCAUGGAAACAGCAAUGUCCUGUAUGGUCAGCACCGUUUCUAUGAGAGCCAGAAAGAUAAUUUCUAUCUGCGGAACCUGCCGGCUCAGCCUACCCUGCUAUCAGCCAAUCACAACUUCCCCAGCAUUGCCCGGGCAGCUCCUGGUCACCCGAUUGGCUCCUGCAGCCGGGACCGAGAGGCUGGCCAUGGACAAAAGUGCCACAAGGACUACGAGCGCUUUGUGUUGUCAAAGGACAAGGGGGCCAAGGGUGAGGGCAAGGAACGAGCUAUUGAUGACGAGGCCAAGGAGCGGCACAAGCUGGUGAUGCCCAUGACACCUGAGGGGAACUGCAAGGAGGGGCCUCCCCAGCGGACUUCUUGUGACAACAGGCCCAAACACUUGCCCUCGUGCCUGCUGAGCUCCAAGGUCUUGAAUGGCGACUCGGGCAAAGCUGUACUUCCCAGCUGUGGUGGUGGCAUCCUGCCACGCCACGCUGGUGCCCAGAGCCGUUGUGCCAAGGAACUCAGCCACCAUGAGCCCCCGCAGUCCUACAGCGAGUGCCUGGAGCGACGACAGAUGCUACACCACUCGGUCUCCUACACUGUCCCAUCUAGUCUGCCCACUGGGCCUCCAGCUCUGAGCACAACAACUGGCAGCUUCCCUUGCCUGCAGCUUCAUUCCAGCCCAGACGGGAUGUGUCCUCUGCAGGAUAAGGCCAGCCGGGAAUUACGGAUCAGUGGGGCCACUUUUGUGCCUUCUGUAGGCCACUUGACUGACAAGAGCCGCUCCUUCCAGGUGCCAUCUGAGCCCUGUGAGGGCAAGGAGCGCCCCCAUGACGUGGGCCCAGAUCAUCCACCCACCUAUGGAAACCACCCUUUCUCUCACCUCAAAGCGGAGGGCAAAGCUGAGCGGCGGCUAGAUUGGCCACAGAAUUCCAAUGCCCGCCUCAAAGGCCUGGAGUACCUGAACAGCACUGGCUCUGAUAGCCAUUUUGGCAGUUUGCCUCACCAACCUAAGAGUGGGCACUUUGAGAUGGUGCCACCCCAGGACUGUGCCCGGCCCAGCCCUCAGGAGACACUGUGUAAACUCAGCCAGUCCUGCUGCACUUUAGACAAGGCCCCUAAGGAGCCGCCUCCCCCUAGCACCCAGAAAGUGGCUCGUAUCCGCCACCAGCAGCACUUGCAGACAGAGAUGGAGCAGGCAGGCACCCAUGCAGAGUCCAAGCGCAAGUCCAUGGAGCUCAGCUCUCUGGGCUAUAAUGGACCACACUUGCCCCCGUGGCCAGUGCAGGGCCAAGGCCCCCCCUUGUCAAUAGCAGAGGAAAGGAAAGGCUCCUACCUGGACCCUUUCAGCAGCAGUCUCCAGCAGGCGGCCCUCAUGACACAGGGUUCAGUGCUGACCCAGGAAAUGCAGACCCCUCCGGAUGAAGUGUCAGCCAUGAAAAACCUGCUGAAGUACAGUAACCAAGCACUUAUUGUGGGCCAGAAAGCUCCUUUUGUGGGGCUGGGCAGCCUCAAGGGCAGCUGUGCCCACCAGGAUGGGAGCAAGUUCUUGGGGGCCAAGGGACAACAGGAGCUGGAACGUCCAGACUGUGCCCGCAGUAGGGACCAUGAGCUGGGCCAUGGGGAUGGCGAGGUGCGUCAGCCUCCUGUGGGCAUUGCUGUGGCCGUGGCCCGUCAGAAGGAUACACUGAGUCGGCCUGAACCAGCCUAUGGAUCCAGCUCCAGUCGGCAGGGCCGGGCUGCCAUGGGCCUCAAAGCUGGUGUGGCACGGCCUGUGCAUGUCAUCGACCUGGAUGCGGAGGAGGAACGAAGCCGGCUGUGUGAGGAACGUCUGGGACUUGGAGGGAGAGACCUCCUACUCCAAGAUAACAAGGACCUAGUGGAGUUUGCCCGCAUCCACCCAUCAAGCAGCUGCCCUGGAGACCUUACCCCACACCUGAUGAUUGCAGGGAGUUCCUCGCUGCAGGCUAGCCAGCUGGGAGGAGACCCAGCAGCUCACACGCAUCCAGCCCAUACACACUGGUUGCCCCGGACUCGCAGCCCUUCACUUUGGAUGGGUGGACACUCAUACGGCAUCGGACACCCCGCUCUCCAUCAGAACCUGCCACCUGGCUUCCCAGCCUCUAUGCCCAGUGCCAUGCAACCAGUUUUCCCUCUGUCACAGGAGCCGCCUGCUCAGCUAGUCAUCCUGCCCUCUGAGCCUCCAGCCCAUGGUGCCCCCCACACCCUGGCAGCUGAGGUGAUGGACCAGGCAUCUAUUUGGCCACCCAUGUAUCCUAGCCGAGGGCCUGGCUCUCACCUGCAGCACACGGGGCAACUCCCUGUCUACUCCCGCUCCCAGUUCCUGCGUCAGCAAGAACUCUAUGCUCUGCAGCAGCAACAGCAGCAGCAGCAACAGCGUGCAGCACAGGCACUCGAAGUGCAGCACAGGCACACACACAGCCAGCGGAAGCCAGAAGAGCCUCUCCCUGAGCUGGAGAUGCCAGGCCCUGAGAAGCCGUUGAAACCAUCCCACAAAGCUGUUGCCUUAAAUGUUCCUCCGAAGGGCCUGUCGCCAGCAGUCGCCUGCUCAGCCAAGCUCUCUCCCUGCUGCCACCCGCCCAAAUGCCCUGCCCCCUGCACUUUACCUGUCUGCCCUGCUGUGGUGCCACGCUCGCCAGCUGUAAGUCCAGUGCCCUCGCAGAGCUCCACUGGUCCGGAGGCUGAGAACAAGCAGCCUGAGGGGCGGCCAGCCCAGGACUAUCCCAAAUCGCUAGAACCAGACCUCCCUCCUGGUUAUUCCUACCCUGUGGCUGGUCUGGGCUAUGCAUCACCUUUACCUCUGGACCCAGCUGAUCCUGACACUAUGCAAACUGUUUCCACGGCAGCGGAGCCUGAACAGUCACGCACCUUCCCACCAGAGCAGGAGCCACGCUGCGAGACAGAAGCCAGUCCUCCCAGUGGGGCUGGGAACACUGAAGUGGGACUUCCCCAUCCUCACCCUCCCCAUCUCCUCGUGCAUCCCCAAAGGCCAAGCUCCACAGAGCUGGCCAAGGAAUCUCCCCCGUGCUGCCCUCUACUGGUUGGGGACAGCCCAGGUGACUUGAACUCUCCCCCCCAAGAACGCCAGGAAGAGCCCAGGCCAGAUGCUGCCAUCCCAGGGCCUUCCCCAGAGGUGAUGGCUGUGGAGGAUAGUCCAGUGGCAGCACUGGAAGAGGACUGCCAGGAGGAGGACAGUGACACUGCCUCGCUAGAUGUCCCAUCAACACAUCCUGAUGCGCAGGUGGCACCGUGUGGCCUGGAUGCUCUCAUUGCUGCCAGCAUCAACCUGGGUGAACUCCCAGCCUUGGAGCCGUCAUCUCCUGCUGCUCUCCUUCCCUUGCCCUCUCCGUGCAGCUCAGGGAUUCCUGGCAUUGCCCUGCUCAGUGAGCUGGCUGAACUGGAACUCCGGCGGCAGCCCUGUGACAUGGCCACCCAAGUGCUGGACGAAGACCUGGCAGCAUUCAAUCUGCAAAAUCUGGCCACCCUUGCUGCAGCCUGGGCCCUUGUUGAGGCUACUGGCCUAGAGAGUAGCCCACCUGACCUCCGCAACUUGGCAGAUGCUGCACCAUGUAUGGACCUGCGCCCUCGCGUGCGGGUCUCCCGCCGCACAUACAUCUGGACUCCCAAAACCAAACCUGUUUGCCCUCUGAAAGCCGCCAUUGAGAACUUGGACACCCAGGAGGUAGAGAUGCGUAUGCGGCUAGCAGACUUGCAACGCCGCUACAAGGAGAAGCAGCGGGAGUUGGCCAAGCUGCAAAGGCGGCAUGACCACGAGCGAGACGAGAGCUCCCGGAGUCCAGCUCGACGGGGACCAGGGCGACCCAGAAAACGCAAGCACUCCAGCACACUCGGCUCUCUGAGACAGGGCUCAAUCAGCAAGAGUGACAGGAAGGUCAAAUCAGUAAAGGCCAGUUUAUCUCUGCUGUGUGCAGAACUGCGGGCUGAGGGGGAGCCCAAGAAGAAGAAAAGGAAAAUAUCAGAGACAACUUACAGUGCUAUCAAGAACUCCCAGGAAAAGGUGCGUUGCAAGAAGAGCAGCUCCCAAAGCAAACUGGCUUCCAACGUGGUACACAAAGUCUCCCAUCUCAAGCCGAAGGUCAAGAGCAAAGGCUUGCCCACAAGCAUUGUCCCAUUCCGCCGAAAAGAGCCGAGCCCUGCCACUCGGAUCCAAAAGAAACUCUCUCGGCCUAAGACCUCCAAAGCGACACCUCCAGCCAAAUAUCCACAGCAGGACCUGGCUACCUUGGAGGCCAAGCCAAGUACAGGGAACGCUGACGCAGAUGACAAUCGCCACAGAGACUACGAAAGUGAUGAUGAUGGUGGUGGUGAGGACUUGACCAGUGACACCAGUUCCACCCUUCAUGUGACUGUAAACCCUUCUGUGAUUGGUCCCUCUCCUUCCUCGGUGGUGAAAAUGGAAGCCAAUCAGAAGGCAAAGAAGAAAAAGGAGAGGCAGGGAUUGCUAGGACCCUGCCGAAUCCCCAGUCCCGAGGGCCAAGUCAAAAUCAAGCGGCGCCCAGUGAAGCCAGGUGUGGGGAGCUUGGAGAAGGUGCCAGUGUGUCGAGCAGGAUCUGGUGAAGGUUCCAGCAAGAAGAAGUUGAAGAACAAGGCCAAAGAGCUGCAAUGUGGCCUGGGGACAUCAACAACUAGCGAGGGGCUUUUCUCUGGCAGCCAGGCCCGGUCAUUUGCAGCCCGGGAUGAUGCAGGGAAGCUCAGCAGUGAACGCCUCAAGAAAGCCACACGCAAGAGCAAAGUGCUGCAGUCAGCCCUCAGGAGAAAGAAUGGGGCACUGGCACUUUCCCCCCGCAAUGCCAAGGCAAUCCUUAGCAAGGGCAAGAAGCUGGCCAAGGUCAAGAACAAGGUGGUUAGCAAGCAGUGCAAAGGCCGAGCAGUCAGCCGGCUGAUGCAGAGCUUUGCCAUGGAGGAUCACUUUGAGUUUGAUGACAAUAGCAGCUUCUCUGAAGAAGAAGAGAUGCCAUCCACUGGUACGGAGCAAGAAAUGACCCCUGCCCAGUCAUGCGCCAUCCACAAGGAGGAUCUCCAGGAUGGACUUCGUGUGCUUAUCCCCAAAGAGGACAGCCUGCUCUAUGCUGGAAGUGUGAAAAGUCUACAGCCACCUGACAUCUACAGCAUCGUCAUUGAGGGAGAGAGAGGGAACCGGCAGAGGAUCUAUUCCCAGGAGCAGCUUCUGCAGGAGGCGGUACUGGAUGUUCGGCCCCAGUCAAGUCACAGCCUCCCACCUGGCACCAGGGUCUGUGCUUAUUGGAGCCAGAAGUCCCGCUGCCUCUACCCAGGGAAUGUCAUUCGAGGUUCCUCGAGUGACGAGGAGGAGGAGGAUACAGACUCCGUGCUUGUUGAAUUCGAUGAUGGGGACGCAGGUCACAUUGCAGUGUCCAAUAUUCGCAUGUUGCCACCAGACUUCAAAAUCCAGUGCACAGAGCCUUCUCCUGCACUCCUGGUCUCUACCUCCUGCCGUCGUAACAAGAGGUCUUCCAGUGAUGUUCCCCAUUCCAGUGAAUCAGCACCAACCCUGUGUGCUGAGGGUCAGGAGGGUCCAGAGCCAACCAAAAGCACUGGCAAGAAGGCUGCCAGUAAAGAAAAAGCUGGUAAAUCUGACUUGCUGCACUCAAGUUCAAAAGCCCUGCCUGGAGAUCACUUCCUGGGCCGUCGUGCCAGCCCCUUGUUGAGUUGGUCUGCUGUGGCCCAGACCAAGCGAAAGGCAUCCAGCAAGAGCACAGCUAUGCGGCAGAACCUUUUCCAGCUCAAUGGCAGCAGCAAGAAGCUGCGGACCAAAGAGGUGCUCUUCCCCGUACACAGCAUGGCUACCCCCAUCUUUGGCAACGGCUUUGGCUCAGACUCAUUCAGCCGCAUUGCCAACUCUUACUCAGCUUUUGGAAGUGCUGGCCUGGUUCUGCCUGGUGCCCAGAAGCUUUUGCGUGCCAAGAAGGCUGAGCGGUUGGAUGCUGAGCUAGGCAAGGGAGGACGCCGGAAAGUGGGGGGUGAGUAUCUAGUCAAACUGGAUCACGAGGGAGUGACGUCGCCCAAGAACAAAAACUGCAAGGCAUUGCUGAUGAGCGACAAGGACUUUGGGUCCUUGUCUGGCCAUGGCUACGCCCACCCUGCCCUGGGGAUCAAGGAGAAGAAGAGUGCAUUGCCCAUGGGACUGGCAUUACGCAAGUACACGGGUCAAACAGAGUAUGGACUGCACUGCGACAGUGACUGUCACAGCUCCUACUCAGACAUGGAUGAAGACGAGGUGGAUGAUCUGAGGGGCAGCGUCCCAUCUCGUUUCCUGACGCGCCUUUCUGUCUCUUCAUCCUCUUCUGGAUCGUCCACCUCCUCCAGCUCCGGCUCCGGCUCCACUUCUAGCCUCUGCUCAUCUGACAACGAGGACUCCUCCUAUAGUUCUGACGACGAAGACUCCACGUUGCUUCUGCAGACCUGUCUCACGCAUCCUGUUCCAGCCCUGCUGGCUCAGUCCGAAGCCCUGCGUUCCAAGGGCAGCACCCUGCAGAGGUGCUUUGGCACUGGUGCCAAGGGCAAGCUCAGGCGCAAGGAGGUCCUGAGCUUCUCUAAAGCCAAAGAGUUCUCCCGCCGGCAGCGGCUGCCCUCGGUGGAAAACCGGCCAAAGAUCUCUGCGUUCCUGCCCGCACGUCAGCUCUGGAAGUGGUCUGGGAAUCCCACUCAGCGUCGUGGCAUGAAGGGGAAAGCUCGGAAAUUGUUCUACAAGGCGAUUGUACGGGGCAAGGAGACCCUGCGCAUCGGUGACUGUGCAGUCUUCCUGUCAGCUGGGCGGCCCCACCUGCCAUACAUUGGCCGCAUUGAGAGCAUGUGGGAAUCCUGGGGCAGCAACAUGGUCGUCAAAGUAAAAUGGUUCUACCAUCCUGAGGAGACCAAGCUGGGCAAGCGACAUAGCGAUGGCAAGAAUGCGCUGUACCAGUCAUGCCACGAAGACGAGAAUGAUGUCCAGACCAUCUCGCACAAAUGCCAGGUGGUUGAACGUGAACACUAUGAGCAGCUGACUCGCAGCAAGAAAUACCAGGACCGGCAAGACCUCUACUACCUGGCAGGGAGUUAUGAUCCCACCACAGGCCGACUUGUGACUGCAGAUGGCGUGCCCAUCCUGUGCUGAGGCUGCAAGGCACAACCACUGCUCCAGGGCCAGAAAGUGGCUGGGGGAGGCAGGAGGGCCAAGGGACAGUGGAAGGGGCCAGUCUCCUCUUCCUGGCUUCUUGGCAAUUGGUUGUAAGGCCCUGAAAUAUGCAAGGUGCCCGGCUUUGCCAUGCCCGGGGUUGCAGGCUGAUCCCGGCUCCCCACACGGCUCUGUACAGAUUUGAAUCCAAGCCAUACUUUCCCUAGUACCUCUGACUGUUUGCCGCAGGCCAAACACAAAUCAGGUUACCGCUCUAUUUAUUUCGUGUGUAAAUAAUGUAUUUCUGAUGGGAAGUUUUAUGGAGAAGAAGCAAACACAACAAAAAAGGCAGGUUUUAGGGGGUGGGAGGGUAGGGUUAUUUGAUGGGUUUUAUUUUGUGUUCGAUGCACUGUUUUCCCCCCAGCUUAGCUGGGGGUGCAGACGCCAGGCAAGCGUGUAAAUACAGAAGGGGGCACUUGAACAAUGUGGCAGCGCAGAUUCCCAAAGGCUACGCUGACUUCCUCACAAAACUGUGUGUACUAUAGACUCGCCUCACCCGUCCCCUCCUACCCUUUUUUAUUAUUAUUAUUAAUUAUUAUUAUUAUUAUUAUUAUUAAUUAUUAUUAUUGUUGUUAUUCUAAUGAUAAUUAUUCUGACAAUGUCUGCGGAUGUUAAUAUGCUCCUGUUAAAGAGAAGAUUAUAUAUAUUAUUAUAAAAUCAGGA
Hemicordylus capensis (graceful crag lizard) is the source of this 9902-nucleotide messenger RNA. It is a transcript of the gene BAHCC1, whose product is annotated as BAH domain and coiled-coil containing 1. The record is from RefSeq and is a predicted model, not a curated record. The transcript is spliced from 30 exons. NCBI's taxonomy places the organism in Eukaryota, Metazoa, Chordata, Lepidosauria, Squamata, Cordylidae. Gene Ontology annotation, molecular function: chromatin binding. Bases 1584 to 9179 code for a protein of 2531 amino acids.